AUGGGUGGAGUGAAGGGCUUCAAGAUGCCGGCCCAGAUUCGGGUUCAGCUCUGGUUCGGCCUCUCAGUGGACGAGAAGGAGCUGAACAAGUUCGCUGAGGGGAAGCUCUCCGUCUUUGCCGAAACUUAUGAGAAUCAGACAAAGUUGGCCUUGAUGGGGACCUGGGGAACUGUAGGCCUCACCUACCCCAAGUUCUCGGACGUCACCAGCAAGAUCAAACUGCCCAAGGACAGCUUUCGCCCCUCUGCUGGCUGGGACUGGGCUGGGGACUGGUUCGUGAGUCCGGAGAAAACGCUGCUCUACGACGUGGACGCUGGGCACUUGAACUUCGUGGAAGAGGUGUUUGAGAACCAGACGCGACUUCCUGGAGGCCAGUGGAUUUACAUGAGUGACAACUACACAGAUGUG
Gracilinanus agilis (Agile Gracile Mouse Opossum) is the source of this 408-nucleotide messenger RNA. RefSeq names its product dysferlin-like. The transcript has 3 exons. Gene Ontology annotation, cellular component: membrane. The annotation marks the transcript as partial. The record is from RefSeq and is a predicted model, not a curated record. NCBI's taxonomy places the organism in Eukaryota, Metazoa, Chordata, Mammalia, Didelphimorphia, Didelphidae.